Molecule: messenger RNA, 3670 nt
Organism: Macadamia integrifolia
Lineage: Eukaryota; Viridiplantae; Streptophyta; Magnoliopsida; Proteales; Proteaceae
Product: pentatricopeptide repeat-containing protein At1g14470
Exons: 2
Coding region: 141-2444 (767 amino acids)
Biological process (GO): RNA modification
Molecular function (GO): zinc ion binding; RNA binding; protein binding
Source: RefSeq, a predicted model, not a curated record
CUGUCCAAUGGGUUAUCAGCAUUUUAAUGGCUUGACUAGAUUGCCCUCAAUCAUUCACCAGAUUACCCUUAAUGACCUUCACGUUCUCAACCAUUAGUUGCAGGUGCUGAGAGGCUGAAUCUCUCUCUCCUUAUCAUCUUAUGUCACGCCUGCACACCAUAGCGAGUAAUGGUGUCGGCGAUUUCCGUCAGCUGAGGCAACUCCAUGCGCAGAUCAUCCACCAUUUUCUUCAUCACCAUAAUUACUGGAUCGCUGCUCUUAUUGCCUACUGCACGAGGGUCCGUGCCCCGUUGGCUUAUGGCCGUCUCCUCUUCAACUCCUCCCGUCGUCCAAAUGUCUUCGUCUUCACCAACAUGCUCAAAUUCUACUCCCAAUUGGGAGCCCAUAAGGAUGUCAUCUCUCUUUUCCUCCAAAUGCAACGCCAUCACUGCGACGAUGACAAUUUGGAUGUGAAGCCAGAUGCUUUUGUCUAUCCGAUCCUGAUCAAAUCGGCCGGAAAGGCAUCCCUUCCGUUGCAUGCACAUGUUUUCAAGUUGGGUCAUGCUUGUGAUCGUUAUGUUCGGAAUGCAAUUAUGGAUAUGUACGCCAAGUACGGCCCCAUUGAAUUUGCUCAACGAUUGUUCGAUGAAAUGCCUGAAAGGAUGGCUGCUGAUUGGAACUCGAUGGUCUCUGGCUUUUGGAGGUGGGGUCAUGAAGUUGAAGCUUGCCAAUUGUUCGAUUUAAUGCCUGAAAAGAAUGUCAUCUCUUGGACUGCCAUGGUUAGUGGUUACUCUAAGCACGGUGAUAUGAUGAAGGCACAGAAGUUCUUUGAAGAGAUGCCUGAGAAGACCGUGGUGUCAUGGAACGCAAUGCUUUCCGGUUACGUGCAAAACGGGUUUGUUGAAGAAGCUUUAAGAUUGUUCAGAGACAUGGUGGAUGCGGGGAUACAACCCGAUGAGAUAACCUGGGUCACCAUUAUUUCGUCGUGCUCUGCACGUGGUGACCCUCGACUUGCAGAGUCACUAGUGGGAUCACUUGACCAAAGGCUGAUCCAUCUGAAUGUUUUUGUCAAAACAGCACUCCUCGAUAUGUAUGCAAAAUGUGGGUCUAUCGGAACUGCAAGAAGGAUUUUCGAUGAGAUGGGAACAUACAGGAAUCCAGUUUCUUGGAAUGCAAUGAUAUCAGCAUACACCAAGAACGGUGAUCUUGUGUCGGCCAGGGAGCUCUUCUCUGAAAUGCCAGAGAGGAAUGUUGUCUCAUGGAACUCAAUGAUUGCAGGCUAUGCUCAGAAUGGGCAUUCAUUUAUGGCAAUUGAGCUCUUCAAGGAAAUGAUAACAAUUGGAGACUUAAAACCAGACGAAGUGACAAUGGUGAGUGUGAUUUCAGCCUGUGGGCAUCUAGGGGCUUUAGAAUUAGGCAAAUGGGUCGUGAACUUUAUCACCCAAAACCAGAUCAAUUUAAGCAUCUCAGGUUACAAUUCUCUGAUUUCAAUGUACUCAAGAUGUGGGAGCAUGGAAGAUGCUAAGAGGAUAUUUCAACAAAUGCCAGAAAGAGAUGUAGUUUCCUACAAUUCAUUGAUCACUGGUUUUGCAGCUCAUGGCCAUGGAACUGAGGUCGUCAAAUUGUUCUUGAAUAUGAAAGACGAAGGAAUAGAACCAGACCGAAUAACAUUUAUUGGUGUCUUAACAGCAUGUAGUCAUGCUGGAUUAUCAGAACAAGGCCUGCAGAUUUUUUAUUCCAUCAGAAGCCCAGAAGUAGAUCACUAUGCCUGCAUUGUUGAUCUGUUAGGUCGAUCAGGCAAGUUAGACAAAGCAAAGAAGUUGGUAGACAUGAUGCCAAUGAAUCCGCAUGCAGGAGUGUUUGGGGCUCUUUUGAACGCCAGUUGUAUCCACAAACAAGUUGAUCUUGGGGAGUUUGCUGCACACAAGCUCUUCAAGCUUGAACCAGAGAACUCUGGGAAUUAUGUCCUGCUUUCAAACAUUUAUGCCUCAAUGGGGAGGUGGGGAGAUGUAGAGAAUGUUAGAGAGACAAUGAGAACUAGGGGAGUUAAGAAGUCGACAGGGUGGAGUUGGGUUGAGUUUGGUGGCAAGGUACACCGAUUUAUUGUUGGAGAUCGAUCUCAUGAGUGGUCCAGGGGGAUUUACAGGAUACUGGAAGAAGUGGGAAAGAAGAUGAGGGCUGCUGGAUAUGUAGCUGACAAGAGCUGUGUUUUGAGAGAUAUUGAAGAGGAAGAGAAAGAAGAGAUGGUGGGGACUCACAGUGAGAAGCUGGCCAUUGGGUUCGGGCUUCUUGUUUUCGAAAUAGGGGCAACCAUUAGAGUUGUGAAGAAUCUAAGAGUUUGCAGGGAUUGCCAUUUCGCCAUUAAGAUGAUCUCAAAGUUAGAAAGAAGGGAGAUAAUUGUAAGAGAUAAUAACAGGUUUCACUGUUUCAAGGAUGGAGAGUGCUCUUGCAGGGAUUAUUGGUGAUUGAAGCGAGCCAUAAAAAUUAUGCUAGAAAAAAAUCGAAAUUCAGAGGGAAUAUUGAGAACAUGAAGGUCAUGCAUUAAAUUUUUGAACUGGGGUGAUUUUUCUGCAACUGGUCUUAUAGACAGUUGCAUAGACCGGAGUCUUACCAGCGGGGAAGGCACCUAGAAAAAUAUGCCUUUAAUUGAAGGCUUUCGCUGACAGGACUUUUGUUUAACAGGUGAGCUUUGCUUAUGGAACCAGUUAAGUAACUGAGUCAUCCAAUGAAGAUACAGAGAUGGCCAAGGAAUUGUCCCAUUGCCGAUUCACACCAAUCCAAUGGUAAAGAAAGCCAUCAUUUUGUGCAGAAAUGGGUUGAUUUUGGCAUUUACAAGGAUGGUGCCCUCACCAACACAGCUUCCUAAUUUUCACCAAUGCACAGACCAGGGGAACAGAAUGGGUCCUAAUAAUCAAACCAAAAUUUUCAGUCUCAUUUUGAAGAUAACUGCCCUGCUAGUGCCUAACUGUUCAGCAAUGUGCACUAAAUAUAGUCCCAACCUGUGAGCUGCUGAGCAUAAAGUUAGCAGUAGCAUAUGGCUGUCUACUCUGUGGCUCUUGAGACUUGAAUCCGUAUUGCCUAACUUGUUAAGGUACUUUUACUUGUUAUGAUGAUUUGGUGGUUCCAAGGACGCAAAGCUAAAUUGUGACAGAUAAGCAACAGUGGCACAUGAAAUAUGGAGGCAGGAGGAGUUCAAGCCUUUUGCAUCCUUAACUCCUCAUUCUUGUAGAGGUCUGAAUCUGCAACUUCGGCAGUGUGUAGAGCUUGACAGGGUUGGUAACUUGGUAUGGUUGGAGUUUAUAUUCAUAUGGAUACCAAAUAAGACUAUGAUGCUUACUGAAUGGCCUCUAUUCACAGACAGUCGACUCUUAGAAUGUCAAGCUGAACCCAUCACUGGGGUGCAGUAGCACCUUUAGCGCGGGGGCAUCACAGUCUUUCUACCCAGCACCAGUGGGCUGGGUUUUUUCUGCCUUCUGUUUCUGGACCAAAAGGAUUUUUGUUAACGAAUAGUAAAUUGUUAUUUCCGGGUCAGAAAAGAAACAAAAAUGUGUUUGUUAUGCGUAAUAAUUUUUGUUUUUGAAACUUCUAUAAAUUUACAAAAAUGUCAUUGAAUACCCAAAAUAUUGGUGGACGCAGUAGUGUUGAUGGUUGAAGUUGAAUUGGAGGUGGAGUUUAUUUGUUGCUCGUCAAA